Molecule: messenger RNA, 1555 nt
Organism: Pelmatolapia mariae (spotted tilapia)
Lineage: Eukaryota; Metazoa; Chordata; Actinopteri; Cichliformes; Cichlidae
Product: nuclear factor 7, ovary-like
Exons: 1
Coding region: 149-1555 (468 amino acids)
Biological process (GO): protein ubiquitination
Cellular component (GO): cytoplasm
Molecular function (GO): zinc ion binding; ubiquitin protein ligase activity; protein binding
Source: RefSeq, a predicted model, not a curated record
ACAGCAGAAGUAAACGUAACACAGCAUCGUAAUCCUGCAUUUCAACCUGCCUUUGACUGAAGAAAAACAAGCAAAGAGAAAGUGAAGGUGAACUUCCUCCUCUCAUGCUCUGCACUGUAUCUUUUUACUUUCACCUGAGAACGAGAGAAUGGCUUAUAAUCCAGAGAAGGACCUGUCCUGUCCUGUCUGCCACGACAUCUUUGAUAUUCCUGUUGUCCUGGCAUGCAGCCACAGCUUCUGUAAAACCUGUGUGGAGACCUGGUGGAGAGACAAACCCAUAAAAGAGUGUCCGGUUUGUAAGGAAAGACCUUUGCUGGGUGAGCCACCAGUUAGUUCAGUUUUAAAGAACCUGUGUGAGGCCUUCUUACAAAAGAAAGAUCAAAAUGCUUCUGCAGGCUCUGAAACCGUUUGCAGUCUGCACCAUGAGAAACUGAGAGUCUUCUGUUUGAAUCAUCAGCAGCCAGCGUGCCUCGUCUGUCGAGAUUCAAAAAUACAUCUCGGCCACAGCUUCAGACCCGUUAACGAAGCUGCAGAAGAUCACAGAAAGGAUCUCAAGGAAUCCCUGAAACCGUUACAGGAGAAACUGAAAGUGUUUGAAGAAGUUAAAGAAAAGUUUGAUGAAACAGCAGAAUACAUCAGGGUCCAGGCCCAGCAGACAGAGAGACAAAUUAAGGAGGGGUUUAAGAGGUUGCAUCAGUUUCUACAAGAUCAAGAGGAGGCCAGAAUCACUGCUUUGAGGGAGGAAGAGGAGCAGAAGAGUCAAAUGAUAAAGGGGAAGAUUGAAGGUCUAAGCAGAGAGAUAGCAGCUCUUUCAGAAAUAAUCAGAGCCACGGAAGAGGAGCUGAGAGCUGAAGAUGUCUCGUUCCUGCAGAACUACAAGGCUGCAGUGGAAUUAAUCCAGCAGUGCCCUCUGCUGGAUGAUCCAGAGCUGGCCACAGGAGCUCUGAUAAAUGUGGCCAAACACCUGGGCAACCUGACCUACAACAUCUGGAAUGAGAUGAAGGCGAUAGUCUCCUACUUUCCUGUGAUUCUGGAUCCAAACACAGCUCAUCCAGAGCUCAUCCUAUCAGAAGAUCUGACUGGCGUAAGAUCUGUAGAGAGGCAUCAGCUUCCCGACAACCCGGAGAGGUUUGACUACUAUUGCAUUGUCCUGGGCUCUGAGGCCUUUGACUCAGGCACCCACAGCUGGGAUGUUGAGGUUAGAGACUCUACAUGCUGGGUCUUGGGUGUAGCAGCAGAGUCUGUACAAAGAAAGGGUGAAAUAACAUCUGGACUUUGGCGGAUAAUGGGGCUAACUGAAGAUAAAUAUGCAGCACGCUCCCCAUCACAACACACCUUUAUUCACCCACUGAAGGAGUUCCAGCGGAUCAGAGUUCAUCUGAAUUGGGACGAAGGAAAGCUGUCAUUCUCUGAUCUCGAUACUGACACACACAUACACACCUUCAUACACACUUUCACGGAGAAGCUGUUUCCAUACUUCAUCAGUAAGAAAGAACACCAGCUAAAAAUACUUCCACUGAAGGUUUCUGCAACAGUAAAACUGCUUAAUCAAUGA